Orbicella faveolata is the source of this 2543-nucleotide messenger RNA. Its product is annotated as leucine-zipper-like transcriptional regulator 1. The record is from RefSeq and is a predicted model, not a curated record. Gene Ontology annotation, molecular function: protein binding. NCBI's taxonomy places the organism in Eukaryota, Metazoa, Cnidaria, Anthozoa, Scleractinia, Merulinidae. Gene Ontology annotation, cellular component: Golgi apparatus.
GCUUUCCUGUCAGAUCUUGCGCGGGGCCGGGAAGAAAGGAAAACAAUGAAUAUCCCAGCCGAAAAAUAAUAUUCAGUGAUCUGCACUGUCAUAAAGAUAUGUAUUUUGUCACCCUAAAGACAGGGUGCUAAGGGAUUGGAUAGGUCAGAGGCCAGCCAUUUUAUGCUGAAUGUGUCUCACGGAUUCAAAAUGGCUACCGGAAGUCACUGCAGUCCUACUCUCCGACCUUUUGAAAUUGAUGGCGAUAUGGAGGCUAUCGAUUCACUUUCGCUUGACUUCGGACGCUACGAGAGAGUCAACAGAUGGAAGGGAAUGCCAGAAUGUGACGAAUUUGUGGGAGCAAGACGCAGCAAGCAUACUCUUGUUGCAUGGAAUGAUGCCUUGUACGUGUUUGGUGGAGACAAUGGGAAGAGAAUGUUGAAUGACAUGUUGAGGUUUGACAUCAAAGACAAUUCAUGGAGCAGAGCUGUAACCAAAGGUGCCCCACCUGCUCCUCGGUAUCACCACUCAGCUGUCAUCUUUGGAUCCAACAUGCUGGUGUUUGGAGGAUUCACUGGUGAUCUUUACUCAAACUCUAACCUUCAAAACAAGAAUGACUUGUUUGAAUACAAGUUCAACACUGGACAGUGGACCGAGUGGCGGAUGGAAGGAAGAUUGCCUCCUGCAAGAUCUGCCCAUGGUGCAGCAAUUUACAAGAACAACUUGUGGAUCUUUGCUGGCUAUGAUGGUAACAAAAGGUUGGACGAUCUUUGGACCAUUUGCUUGACAGACCCCAACCCACGAUGGCAAGAGGUUCAGCAGUCAGGUGAUAGACCUCCUACAUGCUGUAACUUUCCUGUUGCUGUGGUUAGGGACAGCAUGUUUGUAUUCUCUGGACAAAGUGGAGCCAAGAUCACUAAUGACAUGUUUGAGUUCAAUUUUCUGGACCAAAGAUGGACUCGUAUUCCGUCAGCGCAUUUGUUGCGUGGUUCGCCCGCGCCCCCUCAGCGGCGUUAUGGUCACAGCAUGGUGGCGUUUGAUCGGUAUUUGUACGUGUUUGGUGGAGUAGCAGAUAACACUUUACCGUCGGAUCUCUACAGGUUCUCUCUUGACGACAAAUCAUGGGAAGUUGUUCAGCCAGCACAAGAUAGUGAGGUUCCAUCAGGACGCCUUUUUCAUGACGUAGAUGUUAUUAACAACGAAAUGUACAUAUUUGGCGGAACUGUUGAUAACAAUGUACGAAGCAGUGAACUGUACAGAUUUCAGUUGGCAAGUUAUCCUCGGUGCACACUCAGAGGUGAUUUUGGUCGCUUACUGGACAGCAAACAGUUCUGUGACAUGGUUUUCCUUGUGGGUGAAGAAGAAACUCGAUUCCCGUCUCACGCGGCCUUUGUUGCGGCCAGGUCGCCUUGGUUGAGAACACAGUUGUUGCGAGCACGUGAAAGAUCAUCACAGAGACCAAUUGAAGACAGACAACAGAAUCAGGUCAAGGAGAAACUGCAAGUGAAGCUGCCCGAAGCUGAAGUCCAGUCUUUCGCAGUCGCACUUCGCUACAUGUAUACAGACUGUAUAUUCCCCUUGGUGAAAGAUUGUCAGGGUUUACAGGAGAUCAGUCUAAUCAUGGAUGUUUACAGGUUGGCGCUCAAGCUUGAGAUUGGUUCACUGGAAGCGCUGUGUGUUCAGUACAUCGAGUCUUCAAUUUGUCAAGAAAACGUCUUAGUGGCACUGGAUAGCGCCGCGCGGCUACAACUGGAUCCACUAAAGGAUUUCUGUCUUCGUUUUAUUGUCCGUGAAGCAAACUACAACAACAUCAUCAUGAGCAAGAACUUUGAGUCUGUGCCACAAAAACUCAUGGUGGAGAUCAUCAGAAGACGACAAGUCCCACAGGCGAGUGCUCAUAAUCCAGGAGACAACCAGUGCAGAUCUACGCAUCCAGAGAAGACCCUGCAGCAAGACAUGCUGGACUUCCUCCAGGGCGCGCGCGGCCAGGACUUCCAUGACAUCACGCUGAUUGUGGACGGAGAACCAAUAGGAGCGCACAAAGUACGUUUCGCUUUCUGUAAACAGAACCUGGAAAUGAACGUGUCAUUUGAAAAUGUAGUCGAGAUUCUUGAAGCUGCUCACAGGAUUGGAGCCUCGGACAUGAAGAAACAUGCUCUGGAUCUUGUUGUCGGCCAUUUUGUAAAGGUUGCAAAAUCUCCAAACCUCAGGAGACUGAGCCGAGACCUGCUCCUGGAGAUUCUGGAUGCCAUAGCAGACUAUCUAAAAGAUUGCAACAUCGCUGUUAGCUCGUGAUGAAAUGGUAUUCUUCAGCUGCGUGGAAAUGAAGAAUGCGUCGUUGUGUUCAAGACGGGAUUGUUCUCACUUGAAGUGAACUCCUAAUGCGAAGUAGUCUGGGCAUUUAAACCUUCCCUUGCCUACUCCUAUUGGGAAUUGGCGGAAGAAUGAGCGACUGAGCCCAGUGUGAGGCUGAUUGAGACUGAAAUUCCAUUGAAAGUUGAAGUUGAAAUUUAACGCCGGAAACUGUUGGCAACUUUGCUUAGUGUGCAAACGAAGAAGAAAGA